This is a messenger RNA of Paramisgurnus dabryanus, 9958 nucleotides long. RefSeq names its product neural-cadherin. Gene Ontology annotation, biological process: multicellular organism development; cell migration; calcium-dependent cell-cell adhesion. Gene Ontology annotation, molecular function: cadherin binding; beta-catenin binding; calcium ion binding. The record is from RefSeq and is a predicted model, not a curated record. NCBI's taxonomy places the organism in Eukaryota, Metazoa, Chordata, Actinopteri, Cypriniformes, Cobitidae. Gene Ontology annotation, cellular component: adherens junction; catenin complex; plasma membrane.
AGUGUGCAUGAACGAUGCCAAACGCGGAGCCAUAUUAACAUCUUACAUUAAAAACUGUGGAAUUAAUGCAGCUUUUGAACAGAUAUGAAUUUCUGCUAACUCGUUUCAUUUAACGUUGGCUUAGGCGAUAUAUCUAGCUUAUUUUAGUUCAUGCGCAAAACUUUUUAAGGACAAAUACAAUACCAGAAUUGAUGGAAUCAUGAGGGCACAUUUACUGGAUCCGGGAUUUUGCCGAUCUAGGUGUGCGUGUAUUUUAAUUACUUUGUUUAUCAUUUCUUUUGAGAUCGUGAAUUCAGCUAUUUUUCAUGGACAAGUUGAGGAAAACGCGCCGGUUGGAACACUGGUCGCUGGGUUUCUUUUACCAUUGGGAGACGAAUGCAAAGAUUCAAACUUGGCAGAACAAAACCUGACUUUGACAGGCGAGAACUCGUCGGAUUUUUCACUUGAAUAUGUGGAAAACAAAGGAUUCGUUUUGAAAACCACCAAAACUUUUGACGAAGAAUCGAGCUACAUACUGAGCGCGCGCCUGUCCGGCUGCAAUAGCGUGACGAUUUUAGUUGAUGUAGUCCAAUUUAACGUUAAAAAUGAAAUAAAAGAAGCACUUGGCCGAAGUAGGAAGCCAAGAGCCGUCUCUGAAGAAUUGUCCUACACCGUUACAGUGUCCGAAAACGUGAAAGCAGGAGACUUGAUCUUUACGGUACCGGAGCAGAGGUUUGAGAAGAAGUGGUUCGAGGUGAUUUCACAGGGAAACUCGCCGGUUCAGAUAGAGAGAGAGUCGGGGCGCGUGUACCUAGCGAACCGUUUGGUGUCAACCGCCGAGGUCACGGUUAAAAUUCACAACAUGAGAGGUGAAGAAUGGUACCUGUGCAGACUGACUUUGACUCUUCCCAACCUCUCGGAUCUGCAGUGGGCCAUGUUCCCAUUCCCUUACCUGGCAGCUGUGGGUCCAGACACCGGUCCUGGAUCUGUGGUCUACAAGCUUGUGGCCCGAAGUGGCGAUGGUUCGAUGGGAUCAGCUCACUUCUUAUUGGUCGAUGGUGGGGAGAAUUCAUUCGAGGUGGACCGAACCACAGGAGAGGUGAAGACCACCGGGCGACCCCUAACCCCCAGUAAGGAGUACACGCUGACCAUCCAAGCCAUGGAUUCACGAGGCAGGAAGGGCCCGCAUGCCUCUCUCUUCAUAUUGGCGGGCUUCCGGCCCCCUCAGUUCACCAACACCACCUACACGAUCUAUGUCCCAGAAGGCACCGGGGUGGGCCAAAUGGUGGCAUUGGUCCAGGCAAUCUCAUUCCAGAGAAAGACUCUGUCCUAUAUGCUGUUGGUGAACCCGAGCAACCUGUUCAGCAUAAACCAGGAGAGUGGAGCCCUCAGCCUAACGCGCGCUGUGGACUAUGAGAGCGGGCAACAUCUCCAUCACCUGCAAGUCAGAGCCUCUGAACCAGACACGGGGCUAAGCAACGUGGCAGAGGUAGUGGUACACAUCACAGAUGAAAACGACUGCACACCAGAGUUUAUGCACUCCAUUUACAGUCGAGACAAUGUCCCUGAGACCACACCUCCUGGUACCUCUCUGCUACAGGUUCUGGCAAGGGACUGUGAUACGGGCCAGAAUGCUGAACUUUCUUACUUCAUCCAGAGUGUUGACUUUGACAUCUCAUCCCAUGGAGUGGUGAGCCCCAGUCAGAGACUGGAUUACGAGAGACCCAACCACAUGUACGAGUGCGUGGUGGUGGCCGUGGACAAGGGAAUGCCACCUCGCACUGGCACUGCCUCCAUCCGCAUACGCAUGGCCAAUGUCAAUGAUGAAGCUCCUGUAUUCUCACAAACCAUCUAUAAAACCUUUCUUUCUGAGGAUGCCGGUCCUGAGACGCUAGUAGCCAUUGUGCACGCCAAGGACCCUGACGGAGAUGGUGUAACGUACGCAAUCACUGGCGGUAAUGAAGACAGUAACUUUGAGCUGGACAAUCAAAAGGGUAUCAUCAAACUGCGUCGCAGCCCUCCACCUAAACUGCGCGGACCUCAGUACAUACUUGACGUCACUGCAACCGAUGACAACAUGGCUGGUGGACCGUUUCCUCUCAGCAGUUCCGCCCAGGUCAUCGUUGGUAUCAACGACAUCAACAAUAACAAGCCAGUGUUUGAUAAGUGCCAUAACUAUAGUGUGAAUGCGGUGGUCCUGGAGAAUCAGCCCGCUGGCACUUUCGUCCUGCACGUGCAGGCGCACGACGCUGACACCGGAGUCAAUGGGGAGGUGAAGUAUGGGAUCAUGCAGAGGGACGGAGCCUCACCAGGGUUCACAAUCAACCCGGACACAGGUGUGAUCAGUACAUUGGUAAGUUUUGACCGGGAGAGACAAAGAGAGUAUACACUUUCAGUCACAGCUACAGAUCAAGCUCAGGAACCCCUCAUCGGCAUCUGCCAGAUCACCGUCCUCAUUGCUGACCAGAACGACAAUGACCCAAAGUUUGAGAACAGUCGCUAUCAAUACUUCCUGCGAGAAGACACGCCAGUUGGCACCAGCUUCCUGAGGGCACCCGCUCAUGAUGACGAUCAGGGGACAAAUGCGGUCAUCACUUACUCUCUCUCCCAACAGAACCCAGCCUACUUUCAUAUUAACCCGAGCACAGGAUGGAUCUACGUCAACCAUCCCAUCUCACAGACCUCACGGAUCAGCCAGCAGAUCAUCGCUACAGACGGAGGGAAUCGGAGUAGUUCGGUCGACCUCACUGUCAUCAUCACCAACGUGCACAACCAGCCCCCGCAAUGGGAACAAGCAGAGUACUGGGUCACCAUCCCAGAGAACACGCCACGCGAUACCAAGAUAGUGAUUGUAAAGGCAACCUCCCCUCUUGGUGACCCAAGGGUGACAUACAACCUAGAGGAAGGUCAGGUUCCUGAGACCAACAUGCCUGUGCGUUUUUAUAUCAAACCUAACAGAAGAGACGGAUCCGCCUCUAUCCUGGUGGCAGAGAAUCUGGAUUACGAGACCACGCGUUUCUUUACGCUCCGAGUGCGGGUUCAGAAUGUGGCGGCUGUACCUCUGGCUUCCUUCACCACUGUCUAUGUCAACAUCACCGAUGUGAAUGACAACGUUCCUUUCUUCAUGUCGUCUACAUAUGAGGCAACAGUGCCAGAAGGAGCAGAGAUCGGCACAUCUGUGGCACAGGUCUCGGCUUCUGACUUGGACUCUGGUCUCCAUGGCAUGAUUAACUACAUCAUUCUGAAAGACCAAAGUGGCGACUCUCAGUUCUUCAGCAUUAAUUCAUACACGGGCAUCAUUCACACAAGGGCCACCUUCGACCGUGAGCAGAAAGGUUCCUAUUUGAUCGAGGUCCAGUCCCAGGACAGCUCAGAGUCAGCUCGACCCGGUCAACAGGGUCAACCCAACACAGACACGGCUUACGUAAGGGUUUUCGUCACCGAUGUAAACGACAACGCUCCAGCGUUCUCUCAGUCCGUCUACGAGAUCAGUGUGGAGGAAGACAAGGAAGUGGGCUUUGUGGUCAUCACGGUUACAGCCAAUGACGAGGACGAGGGUGCCAAUGCCAAACUGCGCUACCAGAUUACCUCCGGGAACACCAUGGGUGCCUUCGAUGUUGAGCCGGAGGUCGGCACCAUCUUCAUUGCCCAACGUCUGGAUUACGAGCAGGUGCAGAGAUACGAGUUACGUCUGGUUGCGUCGGAUGGAAAAUGGGAAAACCAGACGAUGGUUCUCAUCAAUGUCGUCAACCAGAACGAUGAGGCGCCUAUUUUCACUCAGACCGAGUACCAAGCCAGUGUCACCGAGGAGUUUACAGAUCUUCCUGUCCUUGUGCUUGAAGUCUCAGCCACAGAUCCAGAUCAAGAGGCGGAUCAAAGUGCAGUGCGGUAUUCUUUACAUGGACAGGGUGCCGGUAGCGAAUUCACUAUAGACGAGCUGAACGGAAGGAUCUACGCCCAACGGCGUUUAGACCGCGAAGUUCGUUCGGCAUGGCAGUUCCUCGUGCUGGCCACCGAUGAGAAUGGGGUGGGUCUAACCGGGUUUGCCGAUGUACUAGUAGACGUUCAGGAUAUCAAUGACAACGCACCAGUUUUCCUGUGUUCAACGGAUAACUGCUUUCUGGGUCACGUUCCCGAGAACUCACCAGCGGACACUUCUAUAAUGGAGAUGCGGGCCACCGACCUAGACGAUCCGAAAGCUGGCAAGAAUGCGAUCCUCACUUACAGAAUUGUGCAAAAUGUGCGCAACGAGAUCAACCUUAACCUUUUCUCCAUCAAUCCGGCCACAGGGACCAUUUAUACAGUUCUGCGCUCUUUGGAUAGGGAAGUGGUGGAUCGAUAUCUAGUCGUCGUGGAAGCUCGGGAUGGUGGGGGACUUUCGGGGACAGGAACAGCCACUAUUUUGGUUUCUGAUGUCAAUGAUCAUCCUCCAGUGUUCACCCAGAGGGUCUACAUGGCCUCCAUGCCAGAGAACUUAGAUAUCAACAGCGAGGUUGUGGUAGUGGCUGCUACAGAUGGGGAUGAGGGUGAAAACUCAGUGAUGACGUUCAGCAUUAUUGGAGGAGAUGAAGACCGAAAGUUUUUUGUUGAAACAGACAAGGCGAACCGCCGUGGAGUGGUGAGGCUAAAGAAGAAGAUUGAUUUUGAGAAACCACACGAGCGUACCUUCAAUCUGACAGUCAAAGUAGAAGAUGCUGACUUUUUUAGCCUGGCUUACUGCAUUAUCCAAGUGGAAGACUCUAAUGAUCACGCACCAGUCUUCUUCCCACAGUUUUACGAGGUUGGAUCCAUGUUCGAAGAUGUUCCUGUUGGCACCAUUGUGGCACAGGUGACAGCCACAGAUCUGGAUUCAGGUCAAAACGGGAGGUUCACAUACAGCAUCGCAUCAGAAUCCGACCCCUUUCAGCAAUUCUUGGUGGAUAAGGGUGGUUGGGUCGUGGUGGCUGACUCUCUGGACAGAGAGAAGUUGUCCCAGCACAGAAUCAUGGUUUUGGCCACAGACAUGGGCAGCCCUGCUCUGACCGGCUCUGCCAUCGUGUUGGUAACCGUGCAGGACGUCAACGAUAACGGACCCGAGUUCGAAGCUCCCUAUCGGCCCAUUGUGUGGGAAAACACGGCCGCACCACAGAUCGUUCGUAUGAAUGACACCUCAGUUUUGUUGCAUGUCGUUGAUAAAGACACAUCGUCCAACGGAGGGCCUUUUUCUAUUCGUCUUUUGAUGCUGACCUCUGAUGUUACGAAUUUCAAUUUGACUGACUUGCGAAACGGUAGUGCCAAGAUAACCGCUCUUCGCACUUUUGAUCGUGAAAGACAGAAACAGUAUCUUCUUCCCAUCCUGAUGAUUGACAGCGGCUCUCCACCAAUGAGUUCCACGAGUACACUUACUGUCAUCAUCGGAGACAAGAAUGAUCAUCCACAUGCACCUGGACACAGCGAGUUCAUAGUGUACAGUGUACAAGGUACGCUCCCCACCACGGUUCUUGGACAGGUUCAAUCCCCUGACCUUGACGAUUGGAGCGAAAAGACGUACAAGUUCGAAGGCAAACCCCCCAGGCAGUUCAGUGUGAAUUCAAACACGGGUCAGUUGAGCAUCAGAGAGGGUACACCGGCUGGUCUCUACAGUCUGCAGGUGAGGGUGGCAGAUAAGAGCUGGCCUGACGUCACCUCAUCAGCUGAAGUCACCGUGAUGGAUCUGGAUGAGGAGGCGCUGAGAAACGCUGCCUCUAUAAGACUAGCCAACCUGACUGCAAACGAUUUUUUCCGGGCAUCUGGUAAUGAAGAGAGCCGAUACGCACGACUCCGACGCCUCUUAUCUGAGCUCCUUCAGACAGACCUUGAAAACGUAGACAUCUUCAGCCUGGCCAACGGCACCCAGUCGGCUCAGAACCACCUCAGCGUGUGGUUCGCCGCUCACGGCUCACCGUACUACAGACCAGAGAAACUCCAUGGCUACAUGGCCAUGCACAAAGCUAAGUUUGAGUCGGCCCUGGGCGUGACCAUCCUACAGGUUGGGGUGGAUGAGUGCACCUAUGUAAGCUGCGGUCAAACAGAAGGCUGUUCAAGCAAAGUCAUUUUUAGUGACACCCCUACAACACUAAACAAUGGAAAUGUCUCUCUGGUAUCGGUCUCAGCAAAAGCUAGCGCUCAGUGCGGUUGUCUCGCCCGCGAGGCCGUCCGCCUGCAGUGUUCCUUAUACUCACAUAACCCCUGUAUGAACGGUGGCACCUGUGUGGACACUGAGCUGGGCUACAGGUGUAAGUGCCCCCCCAUGUUCGAUGGGCCAGAAUGCCAGCAAACCAAACACAGUUUCUUUGGCAACGGUUAUGCUUGGUUUCCUCCCAUAAGGCCUUGUUUUCAGAGCCACAUUUCUGUGGAGUUCAUCACCGAGGUGGCCAACGGCCUGUUGUUCUACGAUGGCCCAAUGGGAGCAGCUCAGCCAGGAGAAAGAGAGGACUUCAUCGCAUUGGAGCUGAAGAAUGGAGUACCUGCGUUAAGCGUGAAUCACGGCUCAGGGACUCUCACAUUGCAGCUGCCCGCAAGAGCCACCGUCACUGACCGCCGCUGGCAUCAUCUCGACAUCAUCAGCGACGGCAAGACAGUACAGAUGAUUCUGGACCAUUGCUCUGGGACUGCGCUGAAUGAGGUGGAAGGUCUGGGAAUAGAGAUGUUUGAGACGGAUCAGUCUUUGUGUAGGGCCUCUGGAGAGACUCCAGGCAGUGAAAGGUUUUUAGAUGUGUACCAACCUCUCCAGCUGGGUGGGGUUAAAGAGACCCACCCAUUCCGUAGGUCACACCCCCCUUACAAGGGCUUUGUGGGAUGCUUGAGAAACCUGGUCGUGGACAGUCAGGUGUAUGACCUCAGCAGCCCGGCAGAGAGCGAGAACAGCAAUCCGGGAUGUGCCCUAACCGACGGUGUGUGUUUGACCGCUGGAGGACCCUCGUGUGGUGUCCAUGGGAAGUGCAUGGGCGAAUGGGGUUCCUUUAGCUGCGACUGCCACCCUGGAUACAGCGGACACAAAUGUGACAAAGCAUUGCCCGAGUGGUCCUUUGAAAAAGACAGCGUGCUGCGGUAUCAGCUGAGAGGUGGAGGAAGUCCACGCAAAACUCAAGCUCAAUUCCUGAUCAGAACACGCUCUUCUUCGGGCAUCCUGCUCAGCGUGUCCUCCCGCGACUCCAACGAGUUUAUUUUCCUGGAAAUAGCUGAUGGAUACCUCAGCGUCCGCAGUAAUCUCGGAGACGGUGUUCAUUCUCUUAAACUCAAAGCCCAUCGUGUGAACCAUGGGCAGUGGGUCCUAGUCAGCCUCCAUCGCUAUGACAACAUCUUUACUUUGCAAUUGGAGCAGGGCGGAGGUUCACGAGAGGUUACAGGGGUCCUGGGACACAAGAAAGAAAUAGUGGUGCAUCCCUCUAGUUUGUAUAUAGGAAAUAGCGGCACUCCAAACGUCAAUGGAGACUUUCAAGGCUGUAUGCGGGACGUGAGACUAAACGGUCACUCUCUGCCACUGGAUGGUCAGGGCGUGGAGUUCAGUACGGUACUGGAGCGUCGCGGGGUCGUGCCCGGCUGUCACUCUGACGCCUGCAAUGCCAAACCCUGUCUGAGUCCACUAUACUGCGUGGACCUAUGGAGAAAACAUGAAUGCAGGUGUCCAGCCAAUCAGGUUGCGGUAAUGGAUGAGGUCACGGGUCUUUUGCAUUGCGCCCCCUCCCCCUGCGGUGCCACCACGUGCCGUAACGGUGGCACCUGCCUGGCACACAAUACCAAGAGCUACCAGUGCCGUUGUCCGGAAGGCUUCAGGGGCCAGUGGUGUGAAAUCGGCCAGGUCAAAUCUCUCCGCCUCGCCGCGCUCAGUCCAAGCUCCAUCCUGGCCAUCAGCAUGUGCCUCCUCGUCUUUUUUGCUGUGCUCGUGGCGGUGACCGUCUGGAAUCAGAAGGGCAGUAGGAAUAAGUUUCGCAAGCGUGGCGUUUACCACAUCCCGGCAGAGCACGAAAGUUGGGAGGACGUCCGAGAGAAUAUUCUCAACUACAAUGAGGAAGGUGGAGGAGAACAGGACCAGAACGCCUAUGACAUCACAGAGCUGAAGAGGCCGCUGUGUUCCAGUCUCUCUCAAUCAUCCUCCUGCACCACCGCACCCCUCAUCAAAUCCUCACAGGGCUCUCAAGAGGAAGUCCACCCCUGCGGGAACGUCGCGAGCGGAGCCCCCUUACCCUACCAUCACAGUGACAACUGCCCCGCCCACUGCUCCAUGGACUUCAAGAGCUACGUGUCGCGCAUCAUCUGGGAGGCCGACAGCGACAGCGCGUCCUUCCCCCUGGACACCUAUCACGUGUACUGCAUCGAGGGUACGGGCUCCACAGCGGGCAGCCUCAGCUCACUGGGAUCGGCCAUCUCGGAGGAGGACUUCAGCUACGACUCCUUACGACGCUGGGGUACCAAGUUUGAAGGUCUGAGUGAACUUUAUCGCAGACCGGAGCUGGCCAUCCCCUACAUGGACACUGUGCAAAGUCAGAGCCAGGAACAGCAACAACCGGACUCUUCAUUUGUUUGUUAAUUAUUAUUUGUGGUACAUUAAGCUUUAAGGGUGAGACCAGACUUAGAGAAUCAAUUUGCUUUAUUUAUUAAGUGAACUUUUAAAUGUACUUAUAUUUAUUUUUGCUCUGAGAUGAUCUUAAAACACGGAACAAAGCCAGCGAACCACUAUGUGUCCUGUCAUGGUAUACGUUCAGGUCCAACAUUUCACAACUGACAGACACGUUACUAAUGCUGCAUUGCAUUCAAUUUACAAAAUCAAAAUUUUCAUCCAUGCAUUCAUCCAGACACAACCAGUCAGCAAAAAAUACAUUUUCAAAUUAAUUGGCAAACAUAAAGUAAAAGUUAGCAAAGACAGAUGAGUAAUACAAUAAACGAACACCUGUAAAGCAAACUGCAAUGUUUGCUUUUAAUUUGUAGCAUUUUAUUAUUUCAUCAAGCAACAGAAACCCAUUAGGCUUAUAUGGAAGUUUGAGAUGUUAAAUAGGAAUAACUCACGUCCGACAUCAGAAUGGAUUGCAGCAUUAUUCCGAGCUGUUUACUGAUCCGGACGUAACGUUUUGUAAAUCUACACCAAAACACUUCGGUUUUAAUGGAGCCAGCUGUACUGGUGAUAAAUGGCCUCUUCUGAAUUUUACCUCUGUAGCAUAAAUUUGCCAAAAGAGGGUUAUGAAGACACCUUAAGAUUUCAUAGGUGACUGAUGUGCCAAUAAAUCAAAAACCCGCUCAUGCAAAGAGUGCACAUGUUAUAUUACCUUCCAGUGGCAUUGAAUUUUUUGUGAAACUGAAUUUAUACUCGGGUAUAAAUCGGUGUUCUGUCAUAAAUGUUCAUUGCGUAGGCAUUUCUGGAGUUUUUCUUUCCUUUUUUUCAUGUUUUAAUGUGAAAGACAUCGGUGUGUGAUGCCAAUAAUGGUGUGCUGAAACACGUUGACACUGUUGUUUUUGUCAUGGGUAACAUCGGAUGAAUGUAUUGUGUUGAAUCGAAAUGGCCGUGUUGAGACUUUACUGUUUUUUAAAUUUGAAAUAUGUCAAAUGUCAGCGCAAAAACAAUCACAAAAAUGCUUAUAAAGUUUUUAAAUGGCAAUAUACUUACAAAAGAUCUGUAUAGAUAUAUUUUUAUUGUUAUGAAAUGAAGUAUAUUAGUCUGUUAAAUGUGAAGGCUAUGUUUUGUAAAAAAAAAAAAAAAAAGUCCUAAGAGGUAUUUACCUCUAUAAUCUUUAACAAUUUAUGAUUAAGUUGUGGAACAAAUUUGGGUUUCAACUGACCUGAGAGCAGUUGAUGCAGCUUAUAAACAAGAUUAUGAGCUCAUUGCGACACAAAGCUUUAUGCUGAUUAUUAUUUUGGCAAAAUAGCCUUUGGCCAGGUCCUGUGAAUAAUGUACAUAAAUACUUUUCUAGAGACCUAACAUCUGAUAGUCCUUUUGUAUAUGAAUUUGAAUAAAUAAAAUGUUUCC